AUGGCGUCUACAGGCGGAAUAACCCUUUUAGCUGCCUUGCUUGCCAUCAUUGUUUCACUGUCGCAUGCUGAUGCUGGAGAAAAGAUUACAGUAACUUAUGAUGGAAGGUCAUUGUUGUUCAAUGGAAAGCGAGAGCUUUUGUACUCGGGUGGCAUCCAUUACCCCCGAAGCCCACCCGAGAUGUGGCCAGACAUUCUUGAUAAGGCAAGACACGGCGGUUUGAAUGUGAUCGAAACUUACAUCUUUUGGAACGCUCAUGAGCCCGUGAGAGGCCAAAGGAACUUUGAGGGAAGCAACGACGUGGUGAAGUUUCUGAAGCUCGUUCAGGAGAAAGGAAUGUACGUAUGCCUCAGAGUUGGUCCUUUCAUCCAGGCUGAAUGGAAUCAUGGAGGGCUCCCAUACUGGCUGAGAGAGGUUCCGGAUAUCGUAUUUCGUAGUGACAACGAACCUUUCAAGAAAUACAUGCAAGAGUUCGUGGUAUUUAUUAUAGACAAGUUGAAGGCCGAGAAUCUGUUCGCUCCUCAAGGAGGGCCCAUCAUCAUGGGACAGAUUGAGAAUGAGUACAACCAUGUCCAACGAGCAUUCAGAGAGAAGGGAGACAGUUACGUUCAAUGGGCAGCGAAACUGGCAGUAGGAUUGAAUCUUGGUAUUCCAUGGGUCAUGUGCAAGCAAACGGAUGCGCCUGAUCCAGUGAUCAAUGCAUGCAACGGAAGACACUGUGGCGAUACCUUUGCAGGCCCCAACAAACCAAACAAGCCUUUCAUCUGGACUGAAAAUUGGACGGCUCAGUACAGAGUGUUUGGAGAUCCUCCAUCCCAAAGAUCUGCAGAAGAUAUUGCCUACUCAGUCGCUCGCUUCUUUGCUAAGAAUGGAGCUAUGGUUAACUAUUAUAUGUACUACGGGGGAACAAAUUUCGGAAGAACAACCUCCGCCUUCACAACUACUCGGUACUACGACGAAGCUCCUCUGGAUGAAUACGGUCUGCAGAAAGAACCCAAAUGGAGUCACCUUCGGGAUGUGCACAGGGCUAUAAACCUGUGUAAGAAGGCUCUCUUGGAAGGCAAACCCACCGCGCAAAAGUUGAACGAAUUCCACGAGGUCAUAGUCUAUGAGAGGCAAGGAAGCGAUUUGUGUGCUGCAUUCUUGACCAACAACCAUACCGAGAAUGCCGGUACCAUAAACUUCAGGGGUCAGGAAUAUUAUCUGCCCUCGCGUUCCAUUAGCAUCCUCCCUGACUGCAAGACUGUAGUAUACAACACUCAAACGAUUGUUUCACAACAUAAUUCGAGGAACUAUAAUACCGCCGCAAGCAAACUUGAUUGGGAGGUGUAUUCCGAAGCCAUUCCGACUACCAAGGAAGUGCCGGUCGAUUCAGAGCAACCUAGAGAGCUUUACAACUUGCUGAAAGACGCCAGCGACUAUGCUUGGUACACCACACGAAUCGAGCUGGGUCCCGAAGACUUGCCGAGGAAGAAUAGCAUACUUCCCGUUCUCCGCGUGGUUAGUAAUGGCCACGGAAUGCUCGCAUUUUGCAAUGGUGUAUUCAUCGGAGCUGCACACGGUAGCCACGAAGAGAAAGGUUUUGGAUUGCAAGUGUCCGUAAACCUUACGGUUGGGGUUAAUCAAAUAACUUUCUUAUGUUAUACAAUAGGGCUGCCUGACAGUGGUGCGUACAUGGAACACAGGUUCGCCGGUCCUACUCGCAUCACCCUCCUCGGUCUUAACACAGGAACAAUUGAUCUUACCGACAAUGGUUGGGGUCAUCAGGUUUCUAUCCAAGGAGAAAAGCAGAACAUUUUCACCGAAGAGGGUGCAAAGAAGUUCCAAUGGAAGAAAGCCACUGGAGAGGGACCCCCUGUCACCUGGUACAAGGCAAGAUUUGCGACCCCAGAAGGAAGGGACCCCGUUGCGAUCAGGAUGACUGGCAUGGGAAAGGGACAGAUAUGGAUAAACGGUAAGAGCAUUGGCCGUCACUGGAUGUCAUACCUCUCCCCUCUGCGACAACCCAGUCAGUCGGAGUACCACAUCCCGCGAGCUUUCUUGAAUAAAAAAGACAAUCUUGUCGUCGUGUUGGAGGAGGAGAAAUCAAACCCCGAAAAGGUCGAGAUCGUGCUCGUGGACAGAGACACGAUAUGCAGUUACAUCACAGACGCACACCCACCCAAUGUGAAGCAAUUCGCCAGCAAGAAGAUGAAAUUGCACGCGAUAGUGGACGAUGUGAAGACUGAAGCAGGCUUGAAGUGCCCUAACUUUAAGAAGGUGACGGCUGUGGAAUUCGCGAGCUUCGGCGAUCCUCAAGGUGCUUGCGGAGGCUAUGACAUAGGGACAUGCAAUUCGCCCGCAGCGAAGCAAGUUGUGGAGCAGCAUUGUAUGGGCAAAAGUAAUUGUACGAUUCCUAUGGACCCUUCAUUAUUCCCCAUCUCCGGCAAUCCCUGCCCGCAGGGCAGGCCCUUGGCUCUCGCUAUUCAAGUGAAGUGUAGCCGCUAGAUGUCAGCUGCUUUCAAGGCCAAAGUAGAUUGCCCUGCUUUCUUUCUCUUCUUCCAAGGGCACCAUGGAUUAGGU
Molecule: messenger RNA, 2562 nt
Organism: Neltuma alba
Lineage: Eukaryota; Viridiplantae; Streptophyta; Magnoliopsida; Fabales; Fabaceae
Product: beta-galactosidase 13-like
Exons: 16
Coding region: 1-2487 (828 amino acids)
Biological process (GO): carbohydrate metabolic process
Molecular function (GO): carbohydrate binding; hydrolase activity, hydrolyzing O-glycosyl compounds
Source: RefSeq, a predicted model, not a curated record